Closterium sp. NIES-65 is the source of this 1305-nucleotide messenger RNA. NCBI's taxonomy places the organism in Eukaryota, Viridiplantae, Streptophyta, Zygnematophyceae, Desmidiales, Closteriaceae. The record is from the annotation of a GenBank genome assembly.
AUGGCUUCCCCUAGCAUUCUCACGUUUGACGCUGAGGGUCGGGCAGUGGACUUUGAGGUCUGGGUAGAUGAUCUGCAGCUUUUCCUGCAGUGCGAUAGGGCAGACGGCCUCUCCCUGUUUGACCUCACUUCUAGUGCCUCCCCUGCCCCUGCUGCUGAUGCUGACGCCACUGUUCGCUCACAGUGGGCCACACGUGAUGCUGCUGCUCGCCUCGCGGACCACUUCCUCUCUAUUUGCCCCACCACUCUUACCGUUGACCUCCUCGAGAAGGCCCUCCUAGCGAUAAAGAAGAGCAUAGUCGCUGUAGGAGCCUCUCGUGGUGACCCUCGCACCCCCGUCUUUGAGGGGUGUUCUCCCUCCCCCCUCUUGCCCUCUGUUGCCUCUGCUGCUGCGGCCGACCUCGUUGGUUUUGAGACGGUCGGCGCUGCGUCUGCCCCGAGCGGGAGACGCCGCACCGGCAAGGGCAAGGGGGGCAAGGGCAAUGGAGGGGCUGGAGGGGGCGGUGGAGGUGGUGGUGGAGGCGGUGGAGGGAGUGGGGGUGGUGGUGGGAGUGGUGCCGCGGGUGGCGGCGGCGGCGGCAGCAGUGGAGGCGGCGGAGGCGGUGGAGGUGGCGGAGGGAGCGGAGAUGGCGGAGGUAGUGGAGGAGGCAGAGGUGGAGGAGGCGGCGGAGGCGGCGGAGGCGGCGGUGGCGGAGGCGGCGGUGGUGGAGCGAGUCGCGACUCUAGGGGCGCCGGUGAUGGUCAGCGCCAGCAGCAGGAGCGGAGUGGUGUGACCCUGUCCCCUCAGCACCUUCGUGAGUGGUACACUGCACGCAAGCGCGGUGGGGGUUUUGGUCCCUGCUCUUACGCCGGGGUUGCUAUCUUUGAUCUUGACUUUGAUGCUAUUCUUGUUGCCAUGUAUGCUGUUGCUGAUAGUGUUGAGGGUGCCUGUUACCUGUGUGUACCGCCUAACUCGGGCAUUGAGGCUGCUGCGCUAGGUGCUGGUGAGGCUGCUGCUCUAGGUGCUAGUGUGUCUGCUGCUCCAGGUGCUAGUGCGUCUGCCGCCCCAGGUGCUGGUGAGUCUGCUCUCUCAGGUACUACGUCGGCUCAGGCCUUCCACACAUUCACCCUGGACUCGAGUGCGUCCCGCUCCUUCUUUCGAGACCGCACCACUCUUACAUCGCUUAGUCGGCCGGUUGCAGUCUCCCUGGCAGACCCCUCUGGGGGUCCUGUCCUUGCUAGCUUCUCCACUGUCCUUCCGUGCCCUGCAGCCCCCUCUGGCACCCUGUCUGUUCUCUACCUCCCCUCGUUCUCUAUGAACUUGUAG